AUUUUUAACUGACAUACUUUAGUAAAGAAAGCAAAGAGCGGCACAACUAGAUUCCACCUUUCACACAGUCCACAUAUAUUUUCAUUAUUAUUAUCAGGCAGCUUCUUAAUUUUAAAUAUAAACAUCUAUGAGAAGAUAGAAUUGCCCAUAAUUGUGGGCUGUAUCCUUUAUAUAGAAGGAGUAGCCUUGUUAAGAAGGAAAGGUGUACAUAGAAACAGACUCCAUAUCCUUCAUCUCUUUGGUUCAGAAGCCUACAAACUCGACAUGGGUGAAGACCUUAACCAGAUGUUUCAUGGGAUGCGACCUUGUGAUCAAGAUGAUGAUGAGCUACGGGAAUCUUCCUCCUUCUUUGGCCACUCCGACGACGAAGAUUUUGGGGAGGACGCAGCUUCCUCUCCAAACUCUCCCCCGCCGUUGGACAAAACAACCUCCUUGCCCCCACGAUUCGAUGCAAAUGAGUCUCUCUACGAUUUAUCCUCCCUCACGGCGCACCUUCCUAUCAAGAGAGGGCUAUCCAAGUACUAUCAAGGGAAGUCCCAGUCCUUCACCUCCCUGUCCGAUGUGAGAUGCCUUGAGGAUCUGCCUAAGAAAGAGACUCCCUUGAGAAGGAAGAUGAAGUCAUGCAGGAGCUAUGCAGGAGGGCUAGAUGGAAGCCCAAAAUCUAACCAAGCACCGCCAACUUCAAGCAAGACCAUAUCAAAGAAGGCAGCAAGAGGUUAUUGGGCUUCUUCGAUUUCAAGUAGCGGCAGCAAACCACCAUCUAUUCCUGUACAAAAGAAUUUAUGUCUUCACUAAAUUACAUGACAAAUAAAAAAGCCUGAACAGCUCCACUAGUAGCAUAUAUUUAGAUGUUAGAGAGAUAAGUGGGAAGAGCAUGUGUCGAGUUUCUUUGUUCUGCGAUCAUCUUAUUAAAGCGUUCUUCUUUUUUGGGUGCCAAAAAUUUAUGGUGGAAGCUUUCAAUUAAGAUUUAAGAGUUUUUUUUUUGUAAGCGUUUCCUUCUGUAAAAUUAGUCUAAAAUUCUUCUUCGUUCUCUGCAACUCCAAAUUUCAAUUGGUGUCGUAAUAGUCUUGCUCA
This is a messenger RNA of Phoenix dactylifera (date palm), 1074 nucleotides long. Lineage: Eukaryota; Viridiplantae; Streptophyta; Magnoliopsida; Arecales; Arecaceae. The record is from RefSeq and is a predicted model, not a curated record.